UUUGAAAGUUUUGGUUAUUUGAUUUUACUUUUCAAUUUUAUUUUUCGGGCUUCAGCAUGCGGAAUAUUACUGAAAUUGUGUUAUAUCUAAUUUUAUAAAUAAUUUUACUUACUUUAAAUUUACAAUAGGUUACUGAAAAUAGUUAAAGAAUAGUUUUUGUAUGUAGAAAUAGGUACUUUCCAAAAGAAAUAUUAUUUUAAUUAAAAUCCGGUUUAAAUACACACAGAAACAUGGUAUUUUAUUUUACGAGUAAUGUUGUUACGCCUCCAGUUACGUUAUUUAUGGGUGCCGAUAAACAUGAAAAUGAAGAUCUCAUUAAAUGGGGCUGGCCUGAGGAUGUAUGGUUUCAUGUUGAUAAAGUCUCAUCAGCACAUGUGUAUCUAAGACUCAAACCUGGACAAACUAUUGAUGAUAUUCCUAAUUCUGUGUUAGAUGACGCAUGUCAAUUGGUAAAGGCAAACUCUAUUAUGGGAAACAAAAUGAAUGACAUUGAUAUAGUUUAUACAAUGUGGUCAAAUUUGAAGAAAAGCCCAAGUAUGGAGGUUGGACAGGUUGCUUUCCAUAAAGAUAAAGAUGUGAGAAAAGUUCAUGUAGCUAAAAGAUGCAAUGACAUUGUAAAUAGAUUAAAUAAAACUAAAACAGAGUCAUUUCCCGAUUUAAGAGUAGAAAGGGAGACUAGAGAUAGACUGGAGAGAGAAGAUAAGAAGAAACUGUUAAGAGAAAAAAAGGAAAAGGAGAAAGAAGAAGAAAAGAAGAAAAAAGAGGAAGCAGAACUAAGAAGUUACUCAACAUUAAUGAAAAAAGAAAACAUGACAACUAAUUAUGAUGGAAAUGAUUCAGACGAAUUUAUGUAAAUAAUAAUAUAUUGUGCCAAAAUCUUAUACUGUAAUUACAUACCUACCUGUUAUUAACAUUGAAAAUCUAGGUUAAUAAUUUGAUGUGUCUUAAGUUGAGACAUCUUUAUCCAACUAUGUGGAAUGCACCUGCAGCACUAAAUAUGUAUGGGUAAAAAUAAAUACAUAUUUAUAAUUUCAAAUAA
This is a messenger RNA of Leptidea sinapis, 1039 nucleotides long. RefSeq names its product coiled-coil domain-containing protein 25 (gene ccdc25). The record is from RefSeq and is a predicted model, not a curated record. NCBI's taxonomy places the organism in Eukaryota, Metazoa, Arthropoda, Insecta, Lepidoptera, Pieridae. The transcript has 4 exons. The coding region runs from base 231 to 854 and encodes 207 amino acids.